CCCGCCCUCUAGCCGCCAUUUUUCUGUCUCGGACUCAAUCAAGCUGGAGGUGUGGAGCCGAGUAUAAACAAGGGAAAGAAAAAUACGAGCGAGACCCUGUUAUUUAAAAAAAAUCAGAGGACAGAAAUAUACUCAAGAAAUUCUACCGUUUUGGGACUCUAUAUGCAUGCAUGGGAGCCGAGACACACUUGUGAAUUCGUUUUGUGUGGAGACGCGUUGCAGGCCGCCAUUUUUGUUACUGCCUCAAAAGUCUGUCGGGACUCAAGAAAAGGAUAAAAUAUAUAUAUAUUCGUGCCUUACAGUUCGACCAAGAAGAUACAAAGGAACAAUUUGGGCUCCGGCGCACAGUUAUUUGCAACAUUGUAUGGACAUGGAGACUCGUUUAAUCAAGUAGUGAGGCGACCUUUUCCGUUCUCAUUUACUGACAGUGACUGGAGAUAAAGUAUAUUGUUUCAUGAGAUAGAUACAUGUUUGCUUUUUUCGGAAGAGGGAACGAAAAGAGGAACCUUGAUUGAUCAUUGUUACAGUCAGGCAUUCUAGAUGUGUAUAACUUCUCGUAGUUUUAGACAUUGAGAACUGGCAUUUGUCAUUGACAAAAACGAAGAACCGUUAUGCUUCAAAGUUGUCUCAAGCUAUUCGCAGCCUGUCUCUGAAACGUCAGGUUACGUUUGUAUUGGAUUUAACUAACUGAAGCCUGCAGCCUUCAAUUUGAGUGCUUUAGGGCGACUGAUUACCCUGCCCUGGAUCUUCAAAAUCAAGUUGUCAAAAUCGUUAUCUAGCUUACUAAUAUAUUAGUUAUUUAUAUUUUGUUGUUUACAUAAGUUAAUUUUGAUCAAAUAUGUCAUCUGCGCGGUUCGAGUCAUCGGACCGGUCCAGUUGGUAUUUUGGGCCGGUGUCGAGACAGGAGGCCCAGAAUAGAUUACAAGGACAGAGGCAUGGCAUGUUUUUGGUUCGGGAUUCCUCAACCUGCCCUGGCGACUAUGUGCUGUCAGUAUCUGAAAAUUCCAAAGUGUCCCACUAUAUCAUUAACUCCUUGCCAAGCAUGAGGUUCAAAAUCGGGGACCAAGAAUUCGAGCACCUCCCAGCGCUUUUGGAGUUCUACAAAAUCCACUACCUGGAUACGACUACACUGAUAGAACCUGCCCCCAGGUACCCUAACACAGCUAUAGGCACCAGCCCCAUUCAGGCGAUGGGCGGCCCAGAGGACAACCUGGAGUAUGUGCGGACUCUGUACGACUUCACGGGCAGCGAUGCUGAGGACCUGCCCUUUAAGAAGGGGGAGAUCUUGAUCAUCCUGGAGAAGCCUGAGGAGCAGUGGUGGAGUGCCAAGAGCAAGGAGGGCCGCAUGGGCAUGAUCCCUGUGCCCUAUGUGGAGAAGCUGGUGCGACCGUCCCCUCACCCUGGCCAGCCCCCUCACAGCUCCCGCAACUCCAACAGCUAUGGCAUCCCCGAGCCGGCCCAUGCUUACGCUCAGCCUCAGACCCCCUCGCCCCUUCCCCCUGGCACCCCCGGAGUGGUCAACACCCCCCUGCCCUCCAUGCAGAACGGGCCAGUCAUGGCUAAGGCCAUCCAGAAACGAGUGCCCUGUGCCUAUGACAAGACGGCCCUGGCUCUAGAGGUGGGUGAUAUAGUCAAAGUGACGAGGAUGAACAUCAGCGGUCAGUGGGAGGGAGAGGUGAACGGCCGGAGGGGUCUCUUCCCCUUCACCCAUGUCAAAAUAAUGGACCCCCAGAAUCCGGAUGAGAGUGAAUGACCUGGACCCCAACCAACCCUCCCUCCCCACAGUGACACUCAAACCUGCUGGCUGUAUCCACCCCGCCCGCCAGUGUCACCACGGUUACGUGCUUGCCUGCUUGCGGCUGUGCCACAGUGCUCUCUGUUAUCGUCACGCCAACCAUUGUGCGGCUUUCUGACUGUUUACAGCUCUAGACUCAACUAAACUCCCCCAUCCCCUACCUGGUUACAGGCUGGUCAGUGGUUUGUGCGUUUAUGUCCUUUCAUUUCCAGACCAUCGGUUGGUUAUGUGUGUGUUGCCAUGGCUCCCAUGAGGCCAUGUCUUACCUGGUCAUUUUGUAUUUGAUCUUUUGUUACAUUUGAAUACUUUGGGAUUUUUUGAGAGCUUGCUUGGACUGUGUGUUUUGUGUUGUGGAUGGGAGGAGGUUAAUGUGAAAAAGAAGAGCGAGAGGUGACUAAACAUCACAUGGACUGACUGAGGAGAGCAAAGUCAUAAAGGGCUCCAGGUGGGGCCUGAGGAUAGAACCAGACAGUUAACUGUGUCUCUCUCCAAACAAUCAUUCACUGUUGGUACCUUAAUCACAGCCACACAUACACACACACACACAGAUUGACCAUUCCUUGUUGAGGGCGACUGCUGUGUGUGUGUGUGUGUGUUUGUGGAUCAGAGUCUCUUGACUGACAUAAGCUGAGCUGACUGGGACAGGAGAACGAGGCAGAGGCUGACAGAGGAGGACAAGCCCACAUGGAUUCUGCCUUGUGGAAUAGCCCAUAGCCUCAGUGACACAGACCUAGUUGACAGAGUUCCCUUAUUUAUGUUUUCCCCAGACCAACAUGUGAAGUGGCUAUAUUUGUGCCAUAAAUUCAGGAGUGCUGAGCGAGGCGUUUGUCGUAGUAUAAGUGCAUGGCUGUGACCAGGCUAUAGCCAAUGUAAGGGAUUUUCUAUGAGACUGAUGCCUCCUGCAUCCAAUGAUAUGGGUCACAGGAGGUGGGCAAGGGUUGCAGCCAGCCAAUGACACCCCAUCAAUGCCUUUCACCGAAAAUGCAACUUUAGUACAAGCAAUCCUUCCCUGUUUUCUCCCCAGGUUCCCUAAGGUGGUGAUUGGUUACAACCCUGACCCUCAUCUCUAUGACCCUCAUCUCUAGCCAGUGUUGACUGUCGAGCACAGGACCUGAGGAGAAAACUUGGUUGUCUUUGGUUAUGUCUGACUGACAUUGUGAUGCCAGAGCUGUCCUGCUCUUUGGUCUUGGUGUGUGUGUGCUGAUAAAGUGCUCCGUUAGAGCUCUGCUGUAAAGAAGACUUACCCUUGCUGUUGUCUCUCCCCUAGUGCUUUCCCUCAACCCUCCUGAGCUUUUUCAUUGGGUAGAGUAAUACCAUUGUACAACUAUCAAUCGUGUCCUGACUGUACUUUUUUUUGUUAGCCAACUGUUGAAUUGAGCGUUUAAUAUUUGUUUAAAUAACCUUGUAAACAAUUAGACUGAAGGUGACUAUUUUUAAAGGGAAAAACAUGCCUGCUGGUGGCCUCUGUGCAUGACCUCUUGGCCUUGAGGUUUCUCUUCUAGGUCAAAUGCUGCUUUGUGUCAUUUAAAAUGUCCUCAUUACAAUAUGAAUUAGACUUGUUUUUUUUAUGGCAUCUGUGGAAUCAAUCCAUUCAAAUGUAGUUUAGUUUUCCUUGUCCAACCUCCAUAUUAAACCCUCUGAUUAAGCAAUACACCAAUUUUAAUGAACGUUUUAGUUAGGUAAACAGGUUUUUAUCAACGUGCUUUGUAAAGGCAUUAACAGUAUUACUGUGCUUUUUCCCCUCAUGUUUUAGAGAGCCUCCAUGUUGUCUUCUUAAUUCUAAAUAAAAAAUUGUGCCUUUUUAUUUUCUUAUAACAUUUACAUGUGUUAAUAUUUCCCAUGGUUAACACCCGUGCUGGUAUGGCCCUUUAUGUACAGAACAAGUAAAUAAAAUGUAUGUCUACUUCUUUAA
Coregonus clupeaformis (lake whitefish) is the source of this 3707-nucleotide messenger RNA. RefSeq names its product crk-like protein. The record is from RefSeq and is a predicted model, not a curated record. The transcript has 3 exons. The coding region runs from base 839 to 1753 and encodes 304 amino acids. Gene Ontology annotation, molecular function: protein binding. Gene Ontology annotation, biological process: positive regulation of ERK1 and ERK2 cascade. NCBI's taxonomy places the organism in Eukaryota, Metazoa, Chordata, Actinopteri, Salmoniformes, Salmonidae.